AUGUCGAGUCUUGCAGCCCGACCAUCUGCAACUGAUGAUGAGACGCUCUAUAUCGGAGCAGUCAAGGAUAUCGAAGUUGAUAGCACAGGCGCAGGCUCUCCUCCGCCAUCCACGUUCGAGGCUUCGCUACCGUUCAGAGCUACAACGGCUUUGAACAAUGUUAGCGUACCUGCAACAGUUUUGUCUGCAAAUGCGGAGAUCAGCUCUAUCGGCUUUUCUGACCUAGCUUCAGAAGACCAAGACCAUGCAACACGCCCAGUCUCGCUGCAAGAAGCACUCGGGCAAGUCCUGGUCAUCAGUGGAGGCAGCGGCUUCAACGAUCUUGUCGGCGCGACACCUGGUGCAACCUACGUCAUGCCUAUCUCUGACAAUGGUGGUUCCUCUUCCGAGAUUAUCCGUGUUCUGGGUGGGCCCUCUAUCGGCGACCUUCGCUCGCGUCUCAACCGUCUCAUCCCGACCCCUUCACGACAGGAUCAUCAAUCUGCUUCAUCUUUCUCGUCGCCGCCACCACCCCAAUCCAACGAAGCGAUUCACAACCUUCUCUCCUAUCGACUCCCCUCCCACGGAUCAUCUCGCGAAAUCAAGCAAGAAUGGAUGGACAUCCUUGAAGGACGCCACCGUCUAUGGCGUGGCAUCGAGCCGGAACGCAAAGAAGUGAUUCGUGGCUUUCUGGUUCACUUUGAAAGCGAGGUUCUACGUCGCGCUCAUCGACAUUUCAAUUUUCGAGGUGGAUCGAUCGGCAACUUCUUCCUUGCUGCGGCACAAAAAUUCUUUCGCUCAAUCCAGAGUGCGAUCUUCUUGUUUUCUGCGACAACGCAGAUCAGCACGAGCUCGAUGGCCAGUAAAGUGCUUCCGGUCAUCAAUACCAACCAUACCGCGACAAUUGCGGCAGAGCUGGAGGAUGGAGAUAUCAUUGUGGGUCAGUGCGAGAUUUCCCAUCCUGCGCCAAAACCGGUCAAGGCGGGUGGUUUGGGGGCGGGAGGGGGAGCGAACGAAACGUGGGCGAGUCAACCACCAGGCACGCCGUCGUCAGCGGUAUGGGAUACACAGCGACAACAACAGGAGCGGUCGAUGUCGCUUCAUUCUCCCAAUCACGAACUGCUGGUGGCAGAUGCUAUGCGGGGUAUGGGGAUGAGUGAUGGCGGACCGUCCACACCAGGGUUUGGUCCUCCGGCGCAUUACCACAUCAAUGAACCCUUUGCCUCGUCUGACUCUACCUCAAUGAACGCUAGUGUCGACGCAGUCAAAGUCAACAUGUCCGACAGCGAAGCACAAAAAGUAAGGCUCAGUGGGACGCCGUCAGCCGCAACAGCCAGAAGUGGACUCUCUGGCCAUAGCCCCUUGUUCGCGCAACUUGUAGACGAACGAGCCGCGGCGUACGCUGCACAAGCCAGAAAAGGGCUCACAACUGUUGGAAAUCAGAAAGACGGUCUGGAUCCAGCUGACGAUGAUCAAGAUUCACAAGAUGGUCUCGACCAGCUUGACUCGCCUCGCGAUGCGAGUGCUGCCGAAGACGACGCUUCUCUGGAUGCAAGUACGGCGUCUGUUCGCGAUGCAGUUCUGAGACCAACCGGGUCACCUCGUCGCUCCGGGUCGACACGUAAAGAAAAGACGGGCAACAUCAUCUUCACGAAAGCGGAUCCAGAUCAUGAGACCGCCCUGGCGUCGCGCAUUCGACGCAUCCUCUACGUGAAUGCGUAUCGUAACGAGAUUUAUCCAGCACCCAAUCCCUCUUUUGUGUGUGCAUUAAGUCGGAGUCGAACCAUGAUCUACUCGUGCGGUUCCUUAUGGACCAGCAUCGUCCCCUGUCUCAGUCUACGCAGUAUCGCUACUAGCAUUGCCACCUCGCGUUCGCUCACCUACAAAGUGCUGCUGCUCAACACGGUCCAGGAUCGCGAAACCCGGGGCAUGUCAGCGAUCGACUUUGUCGACGCCAUCUGCACAUCGCUCAACCAAAGCGAUAGUCCAAAUUUGCAAGCCGCAUAUCCGCCAAAUCAGCUAAUCACUCAUCUCGUCUACUUCCAAGAUGGACAGGUCGACGUGGACAAGCACAGAUUCCAACAAAUGGGCAUCACGUGUGUCGCUGCAAAUUCAUCCUUGAGGAACAAGAGCGGCACUCCCAUGUUCGACGAGGCGAGCGUGAGCGACGCCUUGCGCCAAAUUUGCAUUCCCAAGUGA
Molecule: messenger RNA, 2178 nt
Organism: Mycosarcoma maydis (corn smut)
Lineage: Eukaryota; Fungi; Basidiomycota; Ustilaginomycetes; Ustilaginales
Exons: 1
Coding region: 1-2178 (725 amino acids)
Molecular function (GO): LPPG:FO 2-phospho-L-lactate transferase activity
Source: RefSeq, a predicted model, not a curated record